GGUUAACCUUGAAGUGGAAGUAACCGCCUCCUCUGUCUGGUUGUCUCUGUUUUUGCGGCGGAUCCGUCUAUUUCAGAGCGAAGCUGCUCUUUCAUGUUGCAUCAUUUAGUGAUUGAAAAUGUCCUGUGGAUGACUUCUUCAACCGUCGUCUUCAUUUGACGGCAAACUGCAGCUUUGGUGUCGGCACUGAGGACGAUUUAAUGGGGAAUUUAUCACCCCUUUGCAUUUGGAUUGACUGAGUUGGAGUGACUGUCAAGAUGCGUUCCAGUGCGGAUGGACAAUCCAGCCCCCGCAGCAGAGGAAGCACUAAUGACAAUAAUAACAAUAGCAGCAGUAAUGAGAACAGUGGAAACUCUGGUUCCCAGUAUGCACUCUGUGCUCUGGGUGUUGGACUGGUGGCCCUGGGCAUCGUGAUGAUCGUGUGGAGCGUCGUACCUGCAGAAACCACUGCGAACAGCGGCAGCAGCAGUGCGGGUGGAGGAGAAGGUGAUUCUACUGGAUCAAGAAAAAGUAAAGCUUCCUCUGUGGCCUUUGUCCUGGUGGGCUCGGGGGUGGUCAUGCUGCUGCUGUCCUUGUGUUUGGGGAUGAGGAACAAGCAGCGGGAGCAGCAGAGGCUCCAGGAGUCCCAGAACCACACAAGAAUGACAGCCAGGGAGAAUGGGGAUGCAGAAAGCCCGGAGGAAGAUGCUCAGCGCUAUGCUGUACCUACCUAUGAAGAGGCAGUCGGCAGUGGCCAGUACCCCGUACGUCAGAGCAACCUUCAGCCCGUCUCCUCCCAGCUCCCCUCCUAUGAUGACUUGGUACAAGUUGAUGGGGUGCAGUAUGAAUUUGAGGGCUCAGAUGUCACUGGAUCACAGCCUGGCCCCACUUCUGUCCCGACAACUACUGCUGCUUCUGCAUCGAACCGUAAACAUGGCAAAAGUGGUCGCAAGCUCCUCCCCAUCAAGAUCCGGAGGAUUAAAUCAGAAAAGAUGCAUAAUUCUCAGCCAGCUACUGGGAUCAGUAUAGAACCACUCACCCCACCGCCACAGUAUGAGGACAAGGUGCCUCCCCUUUAAGGUUUAUGUUGAUUUAGGUCCGUAUAGUUGCUAGAAACUACCAUCAUGACAUCAUCAGCUCAUGGUGAGCACAAUCCUCCUGGAAUCUUCUCAGUAUCAAAUUAAUCUGUCAUGUUCCAUUAUUUCAAAGAAUCGACAAACAGAAACCUGUGCUUUGACAAACUGGAACUCUUUUCUGCACAUGAGACAAAGGUGAAUAUUGGAACAAAAGCAUACACCAAAUAGCGCUCUCCUUGUAAUGCCAAAGUAGCUUCUUUGACAUUCAUUGUGAUUAUGUAAGUGACACACAUUGAUGAUAUCCUAAGACUUCACGGGGGAGGAUUUUUAAACACAAGAGGAUGAGAAGAAGCUGUUAAAGCAACUCUGACUGACUAGCAGCAGAGGGUGACAGUGACAGUGCGUUAAAUCUUCUCAGUGGGCUUGACCCCAUCUACCACCAUUAUACACACACGUACACACUCCUUGACAGGCUAUGAGAUUGUUGCUUUUAGAGCUUCUUGGCUUCUGUUCAACCAGCAGCUUAACUCCCACAUCCUCCAUUACCGAAGACUUCUUUACCCUCUGGAAUAAUUCACUUUGAUCAAUGUGUUCUCACAAGAAUUCUGCAGGAAAUUGUUCUAUAAGUUAAAAGCUAAAAAUGAAAAAAAAAAUAAUAAUAAUUUUACAGUUGCAUAAGUAUCCCUGUGCCUGAAACACUUGUAACGACAUUCCAAAAGAGCUGGCUUGGAGUCCCACAAUACACUCUAUAACAUGAUUGGCACAAUGUGCUAAAAAUUGUUAUUUUUGGCCAACACACGUUAUCAUUAUUUGAAUUUGAGUGUUAACUACUCUGUCCCGAUCCAGCUUUUUCACAGCCAAACAAAUACUGAUAUUGCAUCCUUGAGUAUUGGUCGAUACAUACAAAACAUACAUACUUUUUUUUUUUUUUUUUUUUUUUUUUUUUACUUAUUCUCUUGUGUGAAAUAUUAGAAAAGUUGCUAAAAAUGACAUCUUUUAUCAUGGACCCUUUAGCAUGUGUUCACACUUGUCAUGUUUGGUUUGGCUAAAACAAACUCUGGUGCGAUUGCUCUGCUAGUACUGUUCGUUGGAUGAACACGAUCAUACGAACUCUGUGCGGUUCAGUUCACUUGAGCUGAAUUGUGAACACAACACGGACCAAAGAUGGGUACAAAUGUUAAAAUUACAGCAAAAAGCAUGCAGAAGUUACCAAUAUGUAAGAGAAAAUGAGUAGGAAGCGCUGUCUCUCUGCUCUGCCCUCUCACAAUGGCACUCUUUGAAAGUAUAUUUAGAAGCUUUUGUAAAAUAUAGCAGAAUAUAAAAAUAAGUUAUUUAUUCAACCCAGCAAAUUUUGGAUUGAUUUACUUAUGUCACAAAAGCUGCUACAUCAAGUCUUUACUUUUAUGUUGUGAACACGAAGUGAAGCGCUUUUUUAUUUUUGGUUUGGACCAGCAUCCCGAACCACAAGUGUGAAUGCAGCCUUAGUCUGUUUUAGCCAGACUUUAGUUGGACCACAGUGUGUCUCGCUCCUCAGUUUGUGUACAUACCGUAAAAGUUAUGAAAACGUCACCUCAACUAAACUGUUGGUGAUGUGUUUGUAAACUUUGUGCAUUUACCCACUUGUUCGGUUUGUACGAGCAAAUAAGCCUAAACACACAAAUCACACUCUGAUGGGGACUAAAUCAAUCAUUUGGACACCACCUAGAAGAGGUUCCAAACUAACUUAACUUUCAUGGUGCAUAUACUGUACAUCAUCAUAACCAACUGAAAGAUGCCUGGUGGGAUACAGUGCCUUUCUCAUUUUUAAGACAUGUAUUAAUAAAAAAAAAAAGUGUUUUUCUCUAAGUCUGUAUUUCACUCGUUACACAUUGCAGUAUAUUUCAUAAGAUUCAGAUUCACAAUGGUUCCCUUUGUUAGUUGGGCUUUAUUGACCACACUUUCCAUGAACCUUGGUUACAUAAAGUGAUUUUAAUCAGUCAGUCUUUUAGACUUCAGCGAUGUGUGAGGGCUUUUUCUUAGAAUGCUGCCGACGUGCAGUAAGUGAAGGGCCUUCCCUUAUCCUGCGUCAAUAAUCACCAUUCAAAAAAUAGUUUUUGUGGAACAACCUUUUUCUAGAGUUUUAAAGUUAUGGGAAUUGUCUGUGCCCCACUUUUAUUUUUGAAGACUACCCCUACCUCACUAGUCACUAUGACUGAAGAGACUUGUGGUGUGUCCAAGUCAGCUUCUGUAGUAUUCAUAAUAAAAACAUCCCGAAGGGAAGGAGGUAAACAAGGGAACAAUGGGAGUAAGCUUGUGAAUAGCCAAAGGACUUGUCACAGUCGUCAUGGGAAUAUCAGUUGAGCUCGGAAAGCAGCAGCGUAAGAGUUGACUGUCACCAUAGGCCUUUUUUUUUUUUUUUAAGUCUUAUUCAAGUUGACCAACAGAAAGACGCUUUGAGUGUGCAGCUGCACUGUUCUAACAGCAAGGCUUGCUCAUCAACCACAGCUUGACUUGCGGCCCUGUUUUCACCUCCAAGUAUGCUGGCAAAGAGCCACACAGCACAAUACUCCAUUCAGUGGGAAAUGUUGCUAUUAGCAUACACUAUUUUAUCAAUACCUGCCAAAUGUCAUAAUUGACCAACUUACAUUAAGAAUACACAGUCUGUCAUUGCCCUUGAACAUUACAAGUGUCCUUUUGCUUUGUUUAGUGUAGUUAAUGGAAAAAGUGCUAGAAAUUAUACACUGCCACUAUUUGUAUGAAGCAACAAAGGUCAUUUAGACACUCGCAGAUUUGUCAUUCCAGCAUUUAUAGCAUCUCCAAGCUCCCACAACUUUUCUACUUUUUUUUGUUUGUUUGGUAAUUGAGUACCUCACAGGUUUAUAUCUUCCAUGAAUGAUUUUAUGACUUUGUUGCUGAAUGAUGAUUGCAGACAGAGUUCUAUUUUAUAUUGAGUGUUGAACACACGUAUGCUGUUUGUUUCAUUUUUUUGUAUUACGUUUAUAUGUGUUGUGAAAAUAUGUUGGGGAAAAAUUCCUUUCCUCCUGUGGCGUGAAAACAAAUUUAUUUUGAGAGUAUUGUAUGGGAAAUAAAAAGUAGUCCAUUUGUCAAUGACAGAUGUUUACUUCUGGCAUUUUUCAGCUUUGAAAGAUGAAAACAUGUACAUAUAUUAGUGUUUUUUAAAGUGGCACAAAUUUCUUGGCGCGCCCCAGAGGACUUCACAGAAGGUGCAGCAGCUUGCAGAAAAAUGAAGAGAAUUUUGUGCACAUUUUCUAAACCUGCUAAGCAAAUGCCAUCUAUUCAAAAGGCAAAAUGUAUUCAUUCUCACUUCCUAAGAAGACAAAAUUAGACAUCAGAAAAUCAGUAGGUUAUCAAGGGCUGAUUUUAAAAGGAUUUAAAUGCAGUCAGGACUGUGCAAAAAUGAAUUGUGAUGUCAUCUGACUUGAAUUUGCAAUGGGUUUUAUUACAUUAUAGUUACAAGUUGUUUAUAUUAGCAGGGGUGUUUAUGCAUUUGUUUUUAAAUGUUAAAUGAGGUUAUUUAAAAAAAUAAA
Molecule: messenger RNA, 4582 nt
Organism: Dunckerocampus dactyliophorus (ringed pipefish)
Lineage: Eukaryota; Metazoa; Chordata; Actinopteri; Syngnathiformes; Syngnathidae
Gene: tmem51a
Product: transmembrane protein 51a
Exons: 3
Coding region: 258-1058 (266 amino acids)
Source: RefSeq, a predicted model, not a curated record